AUGUUCCUCUCCAAUGGCUAUGACAUGAGCAAGCGAUACAAUGUCGACAGUCUCGGAGUCGCCUACAUUGUCAUCGCCGCCGUGUGGACUCUGAUAUUGACCAUCGGCUCCCUCUUCCUCAUCAAACACCGCGACUUCCAUUACCUCCGCAUUCGAAACCUGCCUCUCAGCAUUGGCAGUGUGGCAACACUCCAUGUCUACCUCGUCCUCUGUUUCCUCGCAUAUGUCCUCAAUGGCCACUUCCCUUGUGCGACGGAGUUCUGGAUCAUGAGCAUAUACCUGCCGUUGGGCAUCGCACUCUUUCAUGCCUCCAACACGCAACUUCUCCAUGUUGCUAUGCUGCAGAAGAAGUUCGCCCGCAUUUCACUCACCGAAAGCGAGACCGGUCAGAAGGUCAGACCACCUGUGUGGGUGAGAGCCGUCAACAAGCUGCGGUCAUGGGGUCCUACAAAGCGUGCAAUGACUCUUAUUGGUAUUGGCAUGGCCGUUCAGUUCUUGUUCGCUGUGAUUGUUUUCACUCUCUCGAAGAAAUUCCAUGCUGGCUUCGGUCUUGUCAAAUGGUCCAGUCGUCCGGCCAAUGACUUGACUGCGGCCUCUCAGUGCCGUCGUGGCUGGGAGUGGUGGCCUUCAAUUGCGUGGCAGUUCGCAUGGUCGUGGCUGUACGCUCCAUUCUUGCUGUACAAGGUCCGAAACAUCUAUGACACUCAUGGAUGGCGUAUGCAGACAAUUGUGUGCUGUCUUGCUGGUCUUCCUGCUUCGCCAAUGUGGUUGCUUGCACUGUAUCUUCCUCAGAUGCAAGAGAUUGAUCGUAGAUGGGUGGCUCCUUUAUGGUUCGCUCCCUCCAUCAUCUUGAUGCAAGGCUUUGUCAUCUUCGUCCCGUGCUACCAGGUCUUCAAGAACCGUCGUCUUGAGGACGAUACUCGCCAGAUAAUAUCUGAGUGGGAGAAUCGCAAGAAGCACGGUAGCGUGUACGGCUCCGACCCACGAACCUCCAAGCUGUCCUCGAAGUCGUCCGCGAGCAGCAUCCGCCACCUGAACAAUCCGGAGUUGUACACGCUUGGUCAUCUUGAGAAGUGUCUGCAACUCAAUCCCAAGCCGUUGCUACUGUUUGCUGCAUUAAAAGAUUUUUCUGGCGAAAACAUCAGCUUCUUGACUCACGUCCAAGAGUGGAGAGCCAAUUGGGCUUCACUGACACCAACAAAGGCGAACGUCCUCCGGAAGAAUGGAUCUGAGAACUAUCGCAUGAGCGACAAGUUGUAUCGUCAACAGUUCAACCUUGCUGUGCGAAUCUAUUCGUCCUUUGUCAGCCUCCAAUACUCAGACUUUCCCAUCAACAUCUCCUCGGCACACUUGAAAGAGCUAGACAUCCUCUUCGCCGAUGCGGCUGCCAAGAUGGCCCCAGCCUCUGCUGGAAGUCUGUGCUCGCCCUUCGCUGACUUCGACCUCGAGAAACACCCUCAAAUUAGCGUUGGUGAGACUGGAUUCUCAGACAACCUUAUGCCAGCUCCAGAGUCGGCUCAUUACAACCAAGUGCAAGGGCUCAACCUUAAGGGCGUUGAUCAUUUGCCCGACGAUGUCAUCAUUCCGGCUGCAUUCGGUCCUGCGUCGUUCAGUAAUGCUGAGGCUAGCAUCCGAGAGCUUGUUCUGACCAACACUUGGCCGAAGUUCGUCAACGCCGGCUACGCCAGCAACAUGGAACACGGCGAGCUUAAGAAGCGCGUUGAUGGCAUGUCUCGUGCUCUGAGUGGUAUCUGGACCUCCACGAUGCAACGCUUCAAGGCUCGCAAGCAGAAGAAGGUCCAGACCGCACUCGAGGAACGCCAGCAUAAGUCGGGUAGUGUCCGGACUGCCAGCUCUGAUGAAGUCAACUUGGUUUGA
This is a messenger RNA of Cyphellophora attinorum, 1878 nucleotides long. RefSeq lists its product as uncharacterized. Bases 1 to 1878 code for a protein of 625 amino acids. The transcript is spliced from 4 exons. The record is from RefSeq and is a predicted model, not a curated record. NCBI's taxonomy places the organism in Eukaryota, Fungi, Ascomycota, Eurotiomycetes, Chaetothyriales, Cyphellophoraceae.